Molecule: messenger RNA, 1283 nt
Organism: Microplitis mediator
Lineage: Eukaryota; Metazoa; Arthropoda; Insecta; Hymenoptera; Braconidae
Exons: 1
Coding region: 10-1161 (383 amino acids)
Source: RefSeq, a predicted model, not a curated record
UUUAUAAUAAUGAAAAUAGUUAUUGAUUUUAGUGGCUACUAUUAUAAAAAUAAAUUUAUAAUAAAAGAAUUUUGUUCGUUUCGAAUACAUCACUUAACAAUAAUACCUGAACAAACAAUAAUCACUAAAGAUCUAAUUACUUCUAUUCCAUCGCGACCACAAAAUGAAAGUUACCAAAAAUUUAUUGAUAAAUUCGGUAUUAACAACACUCUUAGUUCAUAUGAAUUAAAAAAAUUACGCGAAAAAAUAAAAUUAGCAAUAGAUAGAAAUAAUAAUAUUUACGUACGAAAUAGACAACAAUUAAGUAAAUUGAUAAGGUUUAUUAAUGAUGAAAGGUACGGUUGUAAAGAAGUAAAAUUAAUGAGUGAUUUAGGUUUUAAUGAUAGCUAUGAAUUGACCGAAACAAAUUGUCCGUAUCACAGUAAUCAAUCGAAUAAUUAUUGCGCGGGUGAUAAUGCAAGAUUAAUGGCUGAUUGGUUAAUAGAUCGUAAGUUAAAUAAAAUACAAUUAUGUAGAAAUAUGCGAUUAGUUAUCAAUUUCAGUGGUUAUUAUGAUCAUAGAAAUAAAUAUAAAAUUAAAGAACUGAGUAUUCAUGGAUUGAAUGAUGAUGGUAAUAUCGUUUAUCAUAAACUAUAUGUUACUACACCUGCAUACAAUUUAACUAGUUUUAUGAACGAAAUUGUCAAAAAUAAAUACAAUGAUAUUUAUUAUGAUAAUAUUGGUAUUAAAUAUGAAGAUGGUAACCGUGAAUUAUUACGUACACAUAAGAAAAUUAGUGAAAUUAUAUUGAAUAAUGAUGUUAAAAUAAUUUAUGUUAAAAAUUUUGAUUAUUUCAAUCUAUUGAGAAAACUUGUUACAAAUAUUAGACGAUUCAAUGUUAUUUGUUUGGAAGAAUGUAAUUAUGUUGAAAAUAAUGAUAUUAAUUUCGUUUGUCAGUAUCAUACACAUGAAAAAAGUAAUAAAAAUAUAUGUGUAGAUAGUAGCGGAAUUAAUAUGGUUAAUUGGAUACUAACCAACGAGUUUUAUAAAUAUGAGGUUAGAGAUCGGUUUCAUAAAAUAGAAUUAACUGAUGAUAUUGAUGAUGAAUUGGUUAAAAAAUUUAUAAUAGGUGGUUAUAAUGAAUUACCGUUACUUAAUUCUGAUGAUUUGGAAUUAUUAUAAAAUGAUUUUGAUGAUCUAUAAAAAAUUAAUUAUGAUAACUUGGAAUUAUUAAUUGUUUAUUAAAGAAUUACAUUUUUUUCUCGUGAAAUAAUAAUAAAUUUUGGUUUUUGUAAUUAUUUACG